AUGAAUCAUUUUAUUGACUUAAUAUUGAUGGCCAUUAAAUCAUUUUUCAUUAUAUUUCUUCUAGGAACAGUAAAUACUCAACUUCGAUGUAAAUUUGAUCAUCCUAUAUUGGGUGAAUAUUAUUCAUAUGAGAAUGGUCUUGAAACUCAUACAUCAUUUAAAAAAACUGGUGAUAUUGAUAGACUUUUUUAUCGUCGAGAAUCAGGUCGUGGUGCUACUGCUAAUAUAAUAACUGUUAUUGAUAAUCAGGCAUUUGGUGAAUGUCUUUAUCUUAAUUGGAGAGAAAAUCCUUUUCGACAUAUUUCAAAACAUCAUUAUGAACUUAUUUAUCGAGAUAAAAAAAAAUCUUGUUACCAAUGUUAUGAAAUAUAUAAUCGAACACGUAAUAUUCUUCAAAUACGAAAAAGUGAAUGUGAUGAAGUAACAUCAAUUUCUACAAAUCAAAUGAAUAUUCAAGAUCUUUGUUUAACUAUUAAUGAAGAAGCAGAAUUUGAUACAUUAUUUUUAAAAACAUAUUCAGCUGAAGAAUGUCGUGCAACUAUUUAUGGUACAUAUCAUUUUACAUAUGAAUUUCGUGAAGGUGGAAUUGGUAUAUGUGAUAAUCCAAUAUCACGUUUAGUAUCUUGUCCUGAUCCUGGAACUCCAUUUGAAGUUGUUAAUGAACGUUUUUGGAUGACAUAUGGUUAUUGUCGUGAUCUUGUUUCAUCAAUUGAUGCUCAACCACUUUAUCAAUGUUUAGGUUAUUGGAUAAAUGAUAAAGGAGAUAUAUUUACUGGUAUAGCUAAUGAACGUGUUGGUUCAGAACGUUGGUAUGAUAAAUUUCGUUGUAUGUUAACACGAAAAGAUCAACCACGAUGGUUUGCUAAAUCUUUAUUUGCUGAAUGUUCUCGACUUUAUUCACCAACAGAUGGACCAGAAAAAGUUAUUAUAACAGCAAUUAUACCAGAAGUUCCAACACCAAUGUGUUUUUUUCCAGAUAAUUUUACUGGUGAAUGGAUAAAUACAGCUAAUGUUAAUGCAAGAACAAUAAUUAAUUCAACACAUAUACAUGAAAUAUCACGUGUUAAUAAUCGUGGUUGGUUAAGAGAAACUUAUUAUGUUUGUCAACAAACAUCUCGUAGUCAAUAUUUAGUUAAAUCUGUUACAACAGGAGAAUGUUUUCCAUAUUAUAUUUGUUUUGAUUUUAAAAAUCGUCAUCAUAAUAUUCUUCGAUAUAGAAAAUCAAAAUCAUUUAUGUCAAAUGUUUAUGAUGAUUUAACAAAAAGAGAUCCACUUUUUGAAGUUUGUUCAUGGAUUAGUUUUGGUAAUGAUGCUAAUUGGAAAUAUCAAGUUUUUGUUUUAAAUCCACCAGCACCUAUAGAAUGUCCAUUUACUGGUAUGUGGACAUUUAAACAAGUUGGACAACCAAAUUCAUUAAUUCAUACACGAAUUCGUGGUGGUAUUACACCUCGACCACGUGAUCAUGGUUGGUAUAUUUCAUGUGAUCCAAAAUAUAUUCUUUCUCAAUGGACUAUUUGUAAACAUGAAACAAAAUCUAUGUUAGUCGAUAGAGAAUAUUGUCGACAAUUAGAUCCAUAUGGAACACCAAUAGGUGUUUAUGAACAACCAGAUUAUAUAUAUCAAUGUGCUGGUUAUUGGAGAGAAGAUUCUCGUUCAUAUUUAAUAACAUAUGAUCGUGAUGAACCAUAUAUAAAUUUUAAAUGUUGGGUUUAUGAACGAAUAGAUUUAUUUAAAAUAUAUUUAUCAAGAUCAGCAGGUUCAUUUUGUGGUUUUAAUCAAACAUCUCAAAGUUAUACAUCAGAAGAUGGAGCUGAUCUUAAAAUUGAACUUGAAGAAGCUGAACGUAUUCAUGAUGAUUGUCCAAUUCGAUAUGAUGAUGGUCGAAAUCCUUGGCAAAUAAUUGAUGAAUUUUUAUUUUAUUAUGCUUCAGGAUCAAUAGUAUUUCCUUCAUAUUAUCUCAUAAUUCUAAUAAUGUUAACUAAAUUUGAAUCGAAAUCAGCACGUGUGAAAGGUUUAAGCUUUCAUAGUAAACGUCCAUGGAUAUUAGCAUCACUUCAUUCAGGUGUUAUACAAUUAUGGGAUUAUCGUAUGAAAACUUUAAUUGAUAAAUUUGAUGAACAUGAUGGUCCUGUACGUGGUAUACAUUUUCAUAAUGCACAACCAUUAUUUGUUAGUGGUGGUGAUGAUUAUAAAAUAAAAGUUUGGAAUUAUAAAACACGUAAAUGUUUAUUUACAUUAUUGGGUCAUCUUGAUUAUAUUCGUACAACAUUUUUUCAUCAUGAAUAUCCAUGGAUUAUAUCAGCAAGUGAUGAUCAAACAAUACGUAUAUGGAAUUGGCAAUCAAGACAAUGUGUUUGUGUUAUGACAGGACAUAAUCAUUAUGUUAUGUGUGCACAAUUUCAUCCAACUGAUGAUCUUGUUGUAUCAGCAUCACUUGAUCAAACUGUUCGAGUUUGGGAUAUUUCAGGUUUAAGAAAAAAAAAUGUUUAUUCAUCACCAGAUACAAUUCAAUCACAAAUUCAACGUACUACAGGAACACCAGAUUUAUUUGGACAAGCUGAUGCAAUUGUAAAACAUGUAUUAGAAGGACAUGAUCGUGGUGUUAAUUGGGCAACAUUUCAUCCAACAUUACCAUUAAUUGUAACAGCAGCUGAUGAUCGUGUUGUUAAAUUAUGGCGUAUGAAUGAAAAUAAAGCAUGGGAAGUUGAUACAUGUCGUGGACAUUAUAAUAAUGUAUCAUGUGUUAUAUUUCAUGCAAGACAAGAUUUAAUUUUAUCAAAUGGUGAAGAUAAAUCAAUUCGAGUUUGGGAUAUGACAAAACGAGUAGCAAUAAAUACAUUUCGACGUGAAAAUGAUCGAUUUUGGAUGUUAACAAUUCAUCCAACAUUAAAUUUAUUUGCUGCUGGACAUGAUAAUGGAAUGCUUGUCUUUAAAUUAGAACGUGAACGACCUGUCUAUGCUGUGGUUGGAAAUCUUGUUUAUUAUGUUAAAGAGAAAUAUUUACGACGAUUAGAAAUAACAACAUCAAAAGAUGUUCCGCUUAUGCAAUUACGAAGUGGUCCACGUGCACCAUAUUAUUCAAUGUCAUAUAAUCCAGCUGAAAAUUCUAUUUUAUUAACAACACGUGUACCAGCUCAACCAGAUACUUCUAUUUAUGAUCUUUAUACUAUUCCAAAAGAUGCUGGUGAAUCAGCUAGUUCAGCACAAAAUCCAGAUGCACCUGAAGGUCGUCGUUCAUCGGGUUUAAAUGCCGUUUGGGUUGCUCGAAAUCGAUUUGCUGUUCUUGAUAAAAAUCAUGUUAUUUUAAUAAAAAAUAAUAAAAAUGAAAUAACAAAAAAAAUUCAAUUAGCAAAUUGUGAUGAAAUUUUUUAUGCUGGUACAGGUCUUUUAUUAAUUCGUGAAAGUGAUCAUAUUAGUUUAUAUGAUGCACAACAAAAACGUUCAUUAGCAAGUGUUAGAAUAGGCAAAGCUAAAUAUGCAAUAUGGUCAAAUGAUAUGAAUUAUUUAUCAUUAUUAGCUAAACAUCAACUUGUUAUUUGUAAUAGAAAACUUGAACAAUUAUGUAUUAUUCAAGAGAAUGUUCCUGUUAAAUCAGGUGCUUGGGAUGAUUCAGGAGUAUUUAUUUAUACAACAUCAAAUCAUAUUAAAUAUGCACUUGUUAAUGGUGAUCAUGGAAUUAUUCGUACACUUGAUUUACCUAUUUAUAUAACAAAAAUUAAAGGAAAUAGUGUUUUCUGUUUGGAUAGAGAAGUUCGACCAAGAUUAUUAACUAUUGAUCCAACAGAAUAUAAAUUUAAAUUAGCUUUAAUUAAUCGAAAAUAUGAUGAAGUACUUCAUAUGGUUCGAACAGCAAAAUUAGUUGGACAAAGUAUUAUUGCUUAUCUUCAAAAGAAAGGUUAUCCGGAAGUAGCACUUCAUUUUGUAAAAGAUGAAAAAACAAGAUUUGGAUUAGCACUUGAAUGUGGAAAUAUUGAUAUUGCAUUAGAAGCUGCUCGAGCUUUAGACGAUAAACGUUGUUGGGAAAAAUUAGCUGAAGUAGCUUUAUUACAAGGAAAUCAUCAAAUUGUUGAAAUGGCUUAUCAACGAACAAAAAAUUUUGAUAAAUUAGCUUUUCUUUAUUUAAUUACAGGAAAUCUUGAAAAAUUAAGAAAAAUGAUGAAAAUUGCUGAAGUACGAAAAGAUGUUAGUGGACAAUUUCAAAUCGCAAUGUUAUUAGGGGAUGUUGAAGAACGUGUUAAACUUCUUAGACAAUGCAAUCAAAAAUCACUUGCUUAUGUUAUGGCAGCUACACAUGGUCUUGAUGAACAAGCUGAACAAUUGAAAGAAUCUUUUGAUGAAAAAAUACCUGAAGUAAAUCCAAAUGCUGAGUUAAUAUUACCACCAUGUCCAAUAAGUCAACAAGAAUCAAAUUGGCCAUUAUUAGCUGUAUCAAAAGGAUUUUUUGAAGGUGCAAUGAUUAAAGGAAGUCAACCAACAACAACAACAACAGGUUUAUCAUCAAAUAUAACAACAAAACUUGCUGCAAAUGUUGCUAUUGAUGAAACAGUAACAAGUGGUGGAGAUUGGGCUGAUGAAGAAGUACAAAUGGAACUUGAUGAAGAUAAUAUUAAUCAAGGAAAUCUUCAUGCUAAUCAAGAUGAACAAGGUGAAGGUUGGGGUGAUACUGAUAUUGAAUUACCACCUGAUCUUGAAGGAACUGGUGUAAGUGGUGGAGCUGGUGAUGAAGAAGAUGCAAGUGGAUAUUUUGUAGCACCAACAAAAGGUCAAUCAAUUCCACAAGCUUGGAUACAAAAUUCAAAAUUAGCUGUUGAUCAUAUAUUAAGUGGUUCAUUUGAAUCAGCAAUGCGUUUAUUACAUGAUCAAGUUGGAAUUGUUAAUUUUGAUGAAUAUAAACAAAUAUUUAUUCAAAUAUAUUCACGUUCACGUACAGCUUUUACAGCACUUCCAUCAUUACCAGCAUUAUAUGCAUAUCCAUUAAGAAAUUGGCGUGAAGCACAUUCACCAAAAUUAUUUUAUCCAGCUAUUGGAUUAAAAUUAGAAGAAUUAGUUGCACGUCUUCAAAUAGCUUAUCGUUUAACAACAAAUGGAAAAUUUCAAGAAGCUGUUGAUAAAUUUCGUUCAUUAUUAUUAUUUGUUCCAUUACUUGUUGUUGAAUCACGUCAAGAUAUUCUUGAAAGUCAACAAUUAAUUGAAAUAUGUAAAGAAUAUAUUGUUGGAUUACAAAUGUCAAUGGCUAAAAAAGAUUUAGCUAGAGAUGAUGAAAAACGUUCAUGUGAAUUAGCUGCAUAUUUUACUCAUUUACAAUUACAACCAAUACAUAAAAUAAUGACAUUAAGAUCUGCACUUAGUCAAGCAUUUAAAUUAAAAAAUUAUAAAAUUGCUACAAGUUUUGCUAAACGUUUAUUGGAAUUAGGACCAACACCUGAUGUUGCUCAACAGACACGAAAACUAUUAAGUGUUUGUGAAAAAAAUCCAGUUGAUGAACAUCCAUUAAAUUAUGAUGAAUAUAAUCCAUUUGAUAUAUGCGCGGCUUCCUAUGUACCAAUUUAUCGUGGAAACCCAAUAGUGAAAUGUCCAUUAUCCGGUGCAGCUUAUUUACCGGAAUUUAAAGGACAAUUAUGUCGUGUUACAAAAGCAACAGAAAUUGGAAAAGAAUCUCUUGGUCUUAGGAUUUCAAUGAGUCAAUUUCGUUAA
Molecule: messenger RNA, 5694 nt
Organism: Rotaria sordida
Lineage: Eukaryota; Metazoa; Rotifera; Eurotatoria; Philodinida; Philodinidae
Source: the annotation of a GenBank genome assembly